AUGAUUUUAGCAACUCUUAUUAUUGUAUUGUCCCUUCUGGAUUCAGUAUUCACCUUGAAGGGUGACAGCAGCACAUCGUCCCGGUCCAGCCGACUAGACUGUGUAAAGGCCAGCGAACAAUGUUUAAAAGAGUACACCUGCAGCACCAAGUACCGGACGAUGAGGCAGUGCGUGGCCGGGAGGGAGAGCAACUUCAGUGCUGUCACCGGUCCCGAGGCGCAGGGCGAAUGCCGCAGCGCAAUAGAUGCCAUGAAGCAGAGUCCGCUGUAUAACUGCAGGUGUAGGAGGGGAAUGAAGAAGGAGAAAAACUGUCUCCGGAUCUUUUGGAGUAUAUUCCAGAGUUUGCAGGGCAAUGAUUUGUUAGAAGACUCUCCUUAUGAACCAGUCAAUAGCCGGCUCUCUGAUAUCUUCCGCUUGGCUCCCAUCAUAUCAGGAGAGCCUGCAUCCACAAAGGAGAACAACUGUUUGAACGCCGCCAAGGCUUGUAACCUCAACGACACAUGUAAGAAAUACCGCUCAGCUUACAUCAACCCCUGCACUAGCAGGGUGUCUGCCUCUGAGGUGUGCAACAAGCGCAAAUGCCACAAGGCCCUGCGACAGUUCUUUGACAAGGUUCCACCCAAGUACAGCUAUGGAAUGCUGUUUUGCUCCUGUCCAGCGGGGGAUCAGACGGCGUGUGCAGAGCGCCGGCGACAAACCAUUGUCCCCGUCUGCUCGUAUGAGGAUAAAGACAAACCAAACUGUCUGUCUCUGCAGAACGCAUGCAAGACCAACUACAUCUGCAGGUCACGGCUGGCAGACUUCAUCAGCAACUGUCAGCCAGAGGCCCACUCCACAUCAGGCUGUCUGCGGGAGAACUAUGCUGACUGCCUACUGGCUUACUCUGGCCUUAUUGGUACAGUGAUGACCCCCAAUUACUUGCGAUCUCUCGGCAUCAGUCUGUCCCCAUGGUGUGACUGCAGCAACAGCGGCAACAGCAAGCCAGACUGUGACAAAUUUGCAGAGUUUUUCACCAGCAACCGAUGCUUACGCAACGCCAUCCAGGCUUUUGGCAACGGGACCGAUGUUGGAGUGUGGCAACCCCAGCCGCCGAUCCAGCCGACCGUGCAGCAGCCCAGAAGCCCUCAGAGAGCUAAAGAGCAGAGCAGCAACGCACUGGAUGCAGCGACAAACAUGAACAAACUGAACCUGGAGGCCGACCCACUCUAUCACUUCUGUGGGACCUUACAGGCCCAGAAAUUGCAGUCAAAUGUAACAGUAGAUGCUGCUCUGUGUGUGAACCCUCAGUUGGAUGAAUCCAUUGACUCAAAUGCCAUUGCGAGAAGCUCUCCAGCUGAACUCACCUGCUUACACCCCUCAAACAUGCUCCUGGCCCUAACCUUCGCCUUUACGCCCAUCGUAUCACCUCUUCAAGGUCUCCAGCUUUUGUAGAAUUUCUGCUCAUUGGACGAACAGCACCUCUGCCCUUUACCUCCAGAAGUGAUUCCGCAUCAUUUUAAUUUGGACAUUUGCCAAAGUUUCAACACCUACACUUUUUUUGAACAAAAAGGAGUGACACAACAAGGCGAAAGCAUAACAUAUGGAAACUGCUGACCACAAUGAAGCAUCUUCAAGGAUUUCGCAUCGCCUUUGUGGCUUGGUUUGUGCCGAUGCUGUGUUGAAAAAGGACUGGACCGGCUAAAGCCAUUGCAGAGAUAUCAGCCCUGCUUACCCUCCAGCUUGGUAACUUCAAAACACUCAUGCUUUGGAGUUAACCCUGUGAACUGAUAUCCAUGUGAAUAAAUGCACUUCUUUAGGACACGUGAAAUCGGUGCGCAUUUGACUGAGCGAACUGCCAGUGUGGCUGAACGGUCAUUUGAGCGUAAAGUGGAUCAUUUUCUCCUUAACUGUGUUUAGUUUUGUCCCGUCCACAUAACUGUUUUAGUUUGAGAAAAGACCAACUGAAAUGACAGUAAACGUCUUUGUUCAUCUGUAAAUUAUUAAGAUGAACGGCUAACACAUUUAAUUUCUUAAAACAUCCAGUGUGGGAUAUGAUUACAGGAGGCUGAUGUGAAACAUUUCACCUGCUCCUUUUAAAAGGCCCAUCACACCCUGUCUGAAUUUCCUCAGAGGAAGCAAACAUAACCAGUUAGACGAAAGUUAACAUUCUCUCUUGAACAUGUUCAGCACAAUAUACAGGUCAGUUUUGUAUACUUAUUUGAUUGUUGUGGUGGUUUUAUCACAUUACCUCUGGAAGAACAUUUGUACAUAUGAUUAGUGUACACUAUAUUGCAGUAUGCUGCCUUUAGCUUGUAAAAUAUUGUCUGUUGUGUUUUGGAGAGUGUUAGUAUCUGGUUUCUGGGGCCUAUCAGCUUUACUCAGUGUAGCUAUGAUGUAUAGAAUGUGAUCUGCAGUGGAUGGGUGGCA
This is a messenger RNA of Myripristis murdjan (pinecone soldierfish), 2406 nucleotides long. It is a transcript of the gene gfra1b, whose product is annotated as gdnf family receptor alpha 1b. The record is from RefSeq and is a predicted model, not a curated record. The coding region runs from base 1 to 1431 and encodes 476 amino acids. Gene Ontology annotation, molecular function: signaling receptor activity. The transcript is spliced from 10 exons. Gene Ontology annotation, biological process: nervous system development. Lineage: Eukaryota; Metazoa; Chordata; Actinopteri; Holocentriformes; Holocentridae. Gene Ontology annotation, cellular component: external side of plasma membrane; signaling receptor complex.